AUGGCCUUUUCACUGCACAGUCACUCUGGGCAGUUUUGUCCAGGCCACGCUCAAGAUGAGUUGGAAGAAUGCAUCCAAGCAGCCAUUGCCAAAGGCUUUCAGGUAUUCGGCCUGACGGAACAUAUGCCGAGAAAUUCGCCCAAGGAUCUUUAUCCCGAAGAAGUUAUUGCCAAAGAGAGCAUUGCGAAGCUCACAGUGCGCCACGAUGCCUUUCUUAAGGAAGCCAUGCGUCUCCGGGAAAAGUAUCACGGCACUAUCGCCCUCCUUAUUGGCUUUGAAGGCGAAUGGAUCCGGCCGUCAUACGGUCCACUCAUCCUCGAUCUCGCACGCGCUCCGGAAAUUGAUUACUUUAUCGGUAGUGUCCAUCACGUGCAUGAGAUCCCAAUUGAUUAUGAUGAGAUUAUGUAUUCGCGUGCCCGCACUAUUUCUGGAGGUAGUGACGAGCGCCUUUUUGAAGAUUAUUUUGAUGCGCAACUUGACAUGCUGCGCACUGUGUGUCCACCGAUCGUCGGACAUUUUGACCUGAUCCGUCUUUGGAGUGAGCGGCGCAAUACGGAUCUACGCGAGUUUAAGGGCGUCUGGCAGCGAGUCGUGCGAAAUCUUACCUUUAUCGUCGAGCUAGGAGCUCUCUUGGAGAUUAAUAGCAGUGGGCUUCGUAAGGGCCUAUACGAACCAUAUCCUAUGCGAUGCGUGUGUGAGGAAUUUUUAGCCAUGGGCGGCCGCUUAACUAUGGGAGAUGACAGUCACGGCACUGCUCAAGUCGGAACGCAUUAUCCUGCCGCUAUCAGCUAUAUCGAGAGUCUAUCGGUGAAGGAGAUUUGGUGUUUUGAUAAAAAAUUGGGUGAAAAGGAAGGCCAUUCGAUGACAGUGAGGGGCAUCUCGCUACAAUCGGUGAAAGCUAGUCUAAAAGUUUAG
Molecule: messenger RNA, 915 nt
Organism: Blumeria graminis f. sp. triticale
Lineage: Eukaryota; Fungi; Ascomycota; Leotiomycetes; Helotiales; Erysiphaceae
Source: the annotation of a GenBank genome assembly